CGGGUCGCCGGAGGUGAAGCGCCGGAGGAUGGCGGCGCCGGGACGGGGGCCUCCGCCGCGACUGCUCGCGCUCACGUUGCUGCUGGCGCUGGGCCCCAUCGCGGCAGCGGCCAAGCUCAACAUACCCAAAGUGCUGUUACCCUUCACGCGGGCCACGCGCGUGAACUUCACCCUGGAGGCCUCUGAAGGUUGCUACCGCUGGUCAUCCACUCGGCCGGAGGUGGCUAGCAUAGAGCCGCUGGGCUCCGACGAGCACCAGUGCUCCCGGAAGGCAGUGGUGCAGGCCCGCCUGACCCAGCCUGCCCGCCUGACCAGCAUCAUCUUCGCAGAGGACGUCACCACGGGGCAGGUGCUGCGCUGCGAUGCCAUCGUGGAUCUCAUCCAUGGCAUUCAGAUCGUCUCUACUACCCGCGAGCUCUACCUCGAAGACUCCCCUCUGGAGCUGAAGAUUCAGGCCCUGGAUUCAGAAGGAAACACCUUCAGCACCCUGGCAGGGCUGGUCUUUGACUGGACGAUCGUGAAGGACACAGAGGCAAAUGGGUUCUCGGACUCUCACAACGCACUGCGAAUCCUGACGUUCUUGGAGUCCACAUACAUUCCCCCUUCUUACAUCUCGGAGAUGGAGAAGGCAGCCAAGCAGGGCGACACCAUCUUGGUGGCUGGGAUGAAGACGGGGAGCUCCAAGCUUAAGGCUCGUAUCCAGGAGGCCGUGUACAAGAAUGUGCACCCUGCUGAAGUCAGGCUGCUGAUUCUGGAGAACAUCCUUCUGAACCCAGCUUAUGACGUCUACCUGAUGGUUGGGACCUCCAUACGCUAUAGAGUGCAGAAGAUCAGGCAAGGAAAGAUUACAGAACUCUCCAUGCCUUCUGAUCAGUAUGAGCUGCAGCUUCAGAACAGCAUCCCCAGCCCCGAAGGAGACCCUGCCCGGCCCGUGGCUGUGUUGGCUCAGGACACGUCACUGGUCACUGCGGUGCAGCUGGGACAGAGCAGCCUGGUCCUUGGCCACAGGAGUAUCCGCAUGCAGGGGGCUUCCCGGUUACCCAAUAGCACUAUCUACGUGGUGGAACCUGGAUAUCUUGGAUUCACAGUGCAUCCAGGUGACAGGUGGGUGUUGGAGACUGGCCGCUUGUAUGAAAUCACCAUCGAAGUGUUUGAUAAGUCCAGUAACAAGGUCUACUUGUCGGAUAACAUCCGGAUUGAAGCUGUGUUGCCUCCUGAGUUCUUCGAGGUGCUCUCGUCAUCCCAGAAUGGCUCUCACCAUCACAUUAGGGCCAUUAGCAAGGGCCAGACAGCCAUCAACGCAGCUCUCACUUCAGUGGUGGACCAGGACGGAGGGGUGCACACACUACGAGUGCCUGUGUGGAACCAGCAGGAGGUGGACAUUCACACCCCCAUCACCCUCUACCCCAGCAUCUUGACGUUUCCCUGGCAACCAAAGGCAGGUGCCUAUCAGUACACAAUCAAGGCUCAAGGUGGCAGUGGGAACUUCAGCUGGUCUUCCUCUAUCUCUGAGGUUGCCAUGGUCACUGUCAAGGGUGUGGUGACCACAGGUGGUGACACCGGACUUAGUGUAAUACAGGCACAUGAUGUUCAGAACCCACUACAUUUUGGUGAGAUGAAGGUGUACGUGAUUGAGCCCAGCAGCAUGGAGUUCGUCCCUUGCCAGGUGGAGGCACGAGUAGGCCAGACCCUGGAGCUGCCCCUGAGGAUCAAUGGUCUGGUGCCCGGAGGGACCAGCGAGAUGGUCACCCUGAGCGACUGUUCCCAUUCGGACUUGACAGUGGAGGUGGAGAACCAGGGCGUAUUCCAGCCACUGCCAGGGCGGCUGCCGCCAGGGCCAGAACACUGUAGUGGCAUCCGGGUGCAAGCCGAGACCCAGGGGCACAGCACAAUCUUUGUGAGCUACACACAUGGCCAUGUGCACCUGCGAGCCAAGAUCACAGUCGCCGCCCACCUGCCCCUCAAGGCUGUGGACCCCUCCUCUGUUGCCUUGGUGACCCUGGGUUCCUCAAAGGAGAUGGUGUUCCAAGGAGGCCCCAGACCCUGGGUCCUGGAGCCUUCCAAGUUCUUCAGAAACAUCACAUCUGAGGACCCCAGCAGCAUCAGCCUGGCUCUCUUUGGCCCCCCCGCUUCUCGCAAUUACCAACAACAUCGGAUCCUUGUAACUUGUCGGGUUUUAGGUGAACAGGUCAUCGCCCUCUCUGUGGGGAACAAGCCCAGCCUCACCAACCCCUUCCCUGCCGUGGAGCCAGCUGUGGUGAAGUUUGUGUGCGCCUCUCCAUCCAGGCUUACCCUCAUGCCUGUGUAUGCCAGCCCACAGCUGGACCUGUCCUGUCCACUCUUACAGCAGAACAAGCAGGUGGUGCCUGUCUCCAGCCACCGCAACCCUCUGCUGGACCUGGCUGCCUAUGAUGAGCAGGGCCGCCAGUUUGACAACUUCAGUUCUCUGAGCAUCCAAUGGGAGUCCACGCGGCCAUGGCUGGCCAGCAUCGAGCUUGACCUGCCCAUGCAGCUGGUGUCCCAGGAUGAUGGGAGUGGCCAGAAGAAGCUUCAAGGUUUGCAGACUGUUGUGGUUCAUGAAGCUUCAGGGGCUACCACCAUCUCAGCCACUGCAGCUGGCUACCAGCAGUCCCACCUCAGUGCAGCCAGAGCAAAGCAGCCGCAUGAGUCUCCUGUGCCUGUGUCAGCUUCUCUUGAGCUUAUUCUGGUGGAGGAUGUGAGAGUGAGCCCUGAAGAGAUCACUGUCUACAACCAUCCUCAAGUCCAGGCAGAACUCCACGUCCGAGAAGGCUCUGGCUACUUCUUCCUCAACACAAGCACCCCCGAUGUCAUGGAUGUGGCCUACCAGGAGGCAGGGGGCAUCGCCACGGUACAACCGCUGCUCCCAGGCUCAUCAACUGUCAUGAUCCACGACUUGUGUCUUGCCUUCCCGGCUCCAGCCAAGGCCAUCGUUCAUGUCUCAGACAUUCAUGAACUGUAUGUCCGUGUGGUUGACAAGGUGGAGAUCGGGAAGGCAGUUAAGGCCUACGUCCGUGUGCUGGACUCCUACAAGAAGCCUUUUCUGGCCACAUACUUCACCUUCAUGGACCUGAAGCUUCGAGCGGCCUCCCAGAUUGUCACCCUGGUGGCCCUGGAUGAAGCCCUGGACCAGUACACUGCUACGUUCCUCAUCCAUGGGACAGCCAUUGGACAGACCAGCCUGACCGCCAGCGUAAUUGAUAAAGCUGGACAAAGAAUCAACUCUGCACCUCAACAGAUAGAAGUCUUUCCUCCAUUCAUGCUAAUACCCAGAAAGGUGACACUGAUCAUUGGAGCCACCAUGCAGAUCACCUCUGAGGGCGGCCCCCAGCCUCAGUCCAACAUCCUCUUCUCCAUCAGCAAUGCAAGUGUCGCAACCGUGAGCAACGCUGGGCUCGUGCGUGGCCUUGCCCUCGGCAAUGCCACAGUAUCUGGGGUCGUACAGGCUGUGGAUGCAGAGACUGGCAAGGUCAUCGUUGUCUCUCAGGACCUUGUGGAGGUGGAGGUGCUACAGCUUCGGGCCGUGAGGAUCCGUGCCCCCAUUACACGGAUGAGGACCGGGACUCUGAUGCCUGUGUACAUCACCGGGAUCACCAACAACCAGAACCCUUUCUCCUUUGGCAAUGCUGUGCCAGGACUGACCUUUCACUGGUCCGUCACCAAGCGGGACAUUCUGGACCUCCAAGGGAGGCACCAGGAGGCCUCCAUCCGGCUCCCCUCACAAUACAACUUUGCCAUGAACGUGCUUGGGCGGGUGAAAGGCCGCACAGGGCUAAGGGUGGUGGCCAAGGCCAUGGACCCCACUGCUGGACAGCUGCAUGGCUUCACCCAAGAACUCUCUGAUGAGAUCCAGAUCCAGGUGUUUGAAAAGCUGCGACUGCUGAGCCCUGCAAUAGAAGCAGAGCAAAUACUGAUGUCACCCAACUCCCUUCUAAAGCUGCAGACAAACAGGGACGGCGCAGCCUCUCUGAGCUACCGACUUCUCGAUGGCCCCGAGAAGGCUUCCGUGGUGCAUGUGGACCAGAAGGGCUUCCUGGCGGCGGGCUCUGCCAUUGGGACGUCCACAUUGGAGGUGGUUGCCCAGGAGCCUUUUGGGACCAACCAGACCGUCAUUGUUGCUGUAAAGGUGUCUCCUGUGUCUUACCUGCGCAUUUCCAUGAGCCCUGCCCUGCACACCCAGAACAAGGAGGCCCUAGCGGCCCUGCCUUUGGGAAUGACUGUGACCUUCACUGUCCACUUUCAUGACAACUCUGGUGACGUCUUCCACGCUCAUAAUUCCAUUCUCAACUUUGCCACCAACAGGGAUGACUUUGUGCAAAUUGGAAAGGGUGCCACCAACAACACCUGCAUCAUCCGCACAGUCAGCGUGGGCCUGACGCUGCUCAGUGUGUGGGACUCUGAGCAGCCCGGCCUCUCUGACUUUGUGCCACUGCCUGUUCUGCAAGCCAUCUCUCCCGAGCUGCCCGGAGGCGUGGUGGUUGGGGAUGUCCUCUGCCUCUCCACCGUUCUCACCAGCCUCGAAGGCCUUUCAGGAACCUGGAGCUCUUCAGCCAGCAGCAGCCUUGAUGUUGACUCCAGGACCGGUGUGGCUGUGGCCCGGGAUGUGGGCACUGUGACAGUUUACUACGAGGUGGCCGGCUACCUGAGGACCUACAAGGAGAUUGUCAUUGGGGUCCCUCAAAAGAUCGUGGCCCAUCGUGUGCACCCCAUCCAGACUGACUUCCAGGAGGUCACGGCCUCCAGAGUGACCAUCACCGUGGGAGACAGAAGCUCUAACCUAAGAGGUCCAUGCUCCCCUGCACAGCUGGAUGUCAUUGAGACCUUGCAUCCUGAGUCGCUCAUCAGCUGUCAGCUGCGCUUCAAGCAGGAUGUCUUCGAUUUCCCAGCCCGUGACAUUUUCACUGCAGAGCCGGGUUUUGACACUACUCUGGGCCAGUACCUGUGCUCCGUCAGCAUGCACAGGCUGACGGACAAGCAGCAGAGACACCUGAGCUUGAAGAAGACAGCCCUGGUGGUCACUGCCUCCCUCCCUGGCAGCCACUUCUCCACAGAGCAGGUCGGGGCUGAGGUACCCUUCAGCCCGGGGUUGUAUGCUGACCAGGCUGAAAUCUUCUUGAGCAACCAGUACACUAGCUCUGAAGUCAGGGUCUUCGGUGCUGUGGAGGUCCUGGAGAGCCUGGAGGUGAAAUCCGGGUCCCCAGCUGUGCUGGCCUUUGCCAAGGAGAAGUCUUUUGGGCUGCCCAGCUUCAUCACAUACACAGUUGGCGUCUCAGACCCCACGGCCGGCAGCCAGGGCCCUCUGUCAACUGCCUUGACCUUCUCUAGCCCAGCCACCAGCCAGGCUGUCACCAUCCCAGUCACUGUGGCUUAUGUGAUGGAUCGUCGCGGCCCUGGUCCUUAUGGGGCCAGCCUCUUUCAGCACUUUCUGGAUUCCUACCAAGUCAUGUUCUUCACGCUCUUCGCCCUGCUGGCUGGGACAGCUGUCAUGAUCAUAGCCUACCACUCUGUCUGUGCACCCCGGGAGCUCGCCAUGUCAUCAGCCCUCACACCCCGCACCAGCCCACAGCACAGCCCUCACUAUCUUGCUACACCAUCAUCGAUGACCUCUGUCACCUCGCUGCCUCCUGGUCGCAAAGCCAGCCCUCCCUCGGGGCUCUGGAGCCCAGCCUAUGCCUCUCACUAGCCAAUGCCCAGGGGCUGCACACAGACAGCCCCAAGGCCAGGGACACCGCUGCCACAGAUUGAGCCCCUGGAAACCCUAGUCCUAGUCCUGAUAGCUGCCCAUGUGUUGGUGGAGCUGGUAGUUAGGUUGUGCUCAUGAGCUUAGAUGUAGGGGCCUAAACAUGAUUGAUUUCCAUGCUACCCCCCCGCCCCGGCCGGCUGCACUGUGCAUGGCCGAGCGGGAUUUCUGGAUGCCGUGCAGUCCUAGUGCUGCUUUCCUAGCGGCAGUGAAGCGCUAAUCAAAAGCCGCAUGUUUAUAUCUUAUGUCACCUCUGGGUGACGCUUCUGUUGUGCUCUCAGGGAAAGGAUUUUCUAGUUAGUUUAGGAGCUUUUUAUAUUGCUUUCCCUCACAAAACCUCUCUUUAGGCUGCUAUGGCUCUUGGGACAGGGUAGAGAGGGCAGACUCCUGGAAUAUCUCCAUUGCCCCCACUGCACGGGAAGAAGCCUCAGGAACUCGGCACCACGAAGUCCCUCCACACUUAGCCCCAGAGCAGCAGUCAAGUCCUACGGGCUGCCCUGGCUUUGGGCUACAGCCAAGAAGACCAUCUUCCAUGUUUAUCUCAUAAACGUCUGGUGUCCUGAGUGGGAGCCCUAUACUGUGCCUGGCCUGGUCUCCGUCACCAGUUUCUCAUCCAUAAGAAGUGUCCUGGGCUGGCAGUAGGGGUCUUCUUUCUGCCUCGAGCCCUCCCGGUCUCACCCUGUGCCCGUGUGCUCUCAGAACCAGUGUUCCUCCCCGGUUUCUGUGCCCCCGCAGUUCUGAGCCACUCCCCAGCCCACAGGGCCCUAGGCAGCUAAGCAGGGAGGACAGCAGGGGCCUGCCCUCCCAGCAGGUUAAUUCCUCUCCCCAGUGCCCUGUCCAGGAUCUGAGCCCCUUGGACUGCGCAGUCUGCUCAUCUGAGCCAGGUUGGGUUGCCCUCGGGGACCUCUCAGGGUCCCAUGGCCCAAGCCCACCACGUCUGCACACCACGCUCUCAGAGAGACCAUGGUCAGGGUUCAGUGCGAGUUCGCUUCUGUUCUUGGGCUGGGCCAUGGCUCCUGGUGAAGCUGGAGAGGGAAAACUUGUGCCUUGCCUGUUACUUGAGCUCACACUGACACCCUGGAUGUAGGAGGAGCUUUUCUACCUGGUUGUUUAAUAAAGCUCCGUGUCUUUUCUUAA
Messenger RNA from Ochotona curzoniae (black-lipped pika), 6895 nucleotides. It is a transcript of the gene NUP210, whose product is annotated as nucleoporin 210. The transcript is spliced from 40 exons. Gene Ontology annotation, cellular component: nuclear pore. The record is from RefSeq and is a predicted model, not a curated record. NCBI's taxonomy places the organism in Eukaryota, Metazoa, Chordata, Mammalia, Lagomorpha, Ochotonidae. The coding region runs from base 29 to 5701 and encodes 1890 amino acids.